AGCCGGGCGUCCACCGAAAGCGGUGCUGUGCUGUGCUGGGUGGAGCGGCGUUGAGCGGUGCUGGGUUGCCAAUGCAUUCUUAUGAAGUACCGUCCACUAAAGCUGGGGCGCUGUGCGGCGAGACAAGCUAUGUCGUGCGGGGCCGCAUGACUUCGCUUUGUGUUCGAUUGACGCUGUGCGGAGACGGGCAAACUCGUUUUGUUUUUUUUUUAUUAAUUACGAUAAAAAUGGAACAAUUCAUUGAAACUGUGAGAUUAAAUCCUUGCCUAUGGAAAGUAGAUGAAAAGAACUAUAAAAGUCAAGACGCACGUGAUAUUGUCUGGGAAGAAGUCUCAAAAAAGUGCAAUAUAACAGACGGAAAAGAGGCUAAACGGGUAUGGAAAAAGUUAAGGGAUUCUUUCAGGGACGCUUUAAAAAGGCAAAAUGAAUGUAAAAGUGGGGACGCAGCACCUGCGGUAAAACGGUUGGAAACCAAAAACAAAUGGAAUUUUUGA
Messenger RNA from Anthonomus grandis grandis, 494 nucleotides. RefSeq lists its product as uncharacterized. The transcript has 2 exons. Lineage: Eukaryota; Metazoa; Arthropoda; Insecta; Coleoptera; Curculionidae. The record is from RefSeq and is a predicted model, not a curated record. The coding region runs from base 72 to 494 and encodes 140 amino acids. Gene Ontology annotation, biological process: regulation of transcription by RNA polymerase II. Gene Ontology annotation, cellular component: nucleus; transcription regulator complex.